Brienomyrus brachyistius is the source of this 2174-nucleotide messenger RNA. It is a transcript of the gene asb13a.2, whose product is annotated as ankyrin repeat and SOCS box containing 13a, tandem duplicate 2. Gene Ontology annotation, molecular function: protein binding. Gene Ontology annotation, biological process: positive regulation of protein catabolic process; protein ubiquitination. The coding region runs from base 388 to 1245 and encodes 285 amino acids. The transcript is spliced from 6 exons. The record is from RefSeq and is a predicted model, not a curated record. NCBI's taxonomy places the organism in Eukaryota, Metazoa, Chordata, Actinopteri, Osteoglossiformes, Mormyridae.
AUUAAAUUACCUGCAAACCCACACCAGAUCACUGCCUCGGUGGACAGCAAAGCCUAAAAACUGUCCACCUCAAAAAGACCGAAGCAGUUAAUUUUUCUAACUUCCGAUCUUGCUUUUUCUUAUCAUUUGAUCUUUUUGCAGGGACUAUAUGCUCUUAUACUCAUUAGUUUUCCCGUACAGAAUAUCAUUGAACUAUAUAAAGAGGUGGCCACGUAUUAAGUGUAAACUACAACUCCCAUAAAUAUUAUCGAGGCGAGCGCGCUCCUGUGUGUCAAAACAAGGACGAUCUCCUAGUGCGCUGCCUCGGUAAUCCCAUACAGUACACUGUGUACUUUAGUUUUUCUCUUCUCUGCGUCUCGUUGUGUUGUUUAUUAUGACUUACUGUGAAUGAAUGCCGUAAAAAUGGAGGUCGUGCCUGCUAAACCUUACUUCUUCGGGGACAUCGGAUUCUGGGCUGAAAGAACAGAUGUCCACAAGGCGGCGGCGCAGGGCCACGUGCCGGAGCUGCAGCGGCUGAUCCGGAGUGGCGCCUCUGUCAACAUGGUGGCUGUGGACUCCAUCACCCCGCUGCACGAAGCCUGUAUACAAGGACAGGCACAGUGUGUGAGGCUGCUGCUGGAUGCGGGUGCACAGGUGGAUGCACGGAACGUCGACGGCAGCACCCCGCUGUGCGACGCCUGUGCCGCAGGAAGCCUGGAGUGCAUCAAACUGCUGCUGGAACACGGGGCCACCGUCAACCCUGCUCUGACGUCCCGAACCACCUCUCCUCUACACGAAGCCUGCAUAGGCGGUAACCCGGACUGCGUGCAGCUCCUCAUCACGGGCGGUGCCCACCUGGAGGCCUACGAGCUGUAUUUCGGGACCCCGCUUCACGUGGCAUGUGCCAAUGAGCAGGUGGAGUGCGCCAAGGCUCUGCUCAGAGCGGGUGCCAAGGUGAACGCCGCCCGGCUCCAUGAGACGGCUCUGCACCACGCAGCCCGAGUGAAGAACAUGGAGCUGGUGGAGAUGCUGGUGGAGUUCGGAGGGAACGUGUACGCCCGGGACAACCUGGGCAAAAAGCCCAUCGACUACACCGGGCCCGGGUCUCCUACAGCCGCCUGCCUGCGAUUCUAUGAAAGCACACCCCUGAGUCUUCAGCAGUUGAGCAGGGUGUCUCUGAGGACAGCGCUGGGCACAAGGACACUGGAAGCUGUAUCCAACCUGAGUGUCCCCAACAGGAUCAUUAAGUACCUCUCCUACUGCUGAGCCACCACUCAAGCUCAGCUCCACCAGCACAAAUUUAGCCACAUUCAGCUAUAACAUGCACUCAGAGGAGCACAAACCCACUAAGUGAAAAACAUCAAUCCCAUAAUGCAAGAUUCUCCCCAGAUUCUGUGCCCAGUAAACCUGCUGGCUCCCAGUCAGACACGAGAGGGAGGAGCAGAGUGGUUCCUGGCCAGAAUAGCACCCCACGGCAGCCGGGCACUAAGUGACAGGGUUUCACACCAGCACACCUGUUGCUAUGACAGAGAACCACAGGACACUCUCAAAAUAAAAGGGCUUGUGUCAUGUCGCUCACAGUGAAAUAGCACAGGUGCUCCCUAGAUACCCCUGCUAACCCCCCUACACGGUCCUGUUCAUUUUUAUUUCACCUUGGAGGUGGAUCAGUGAGAAGAUGGUAAAAAAUGAUGAGUCUGUCCCGUAACUGCCUCUGUGGUUACGCUGUUUGUUGCCUCCACUGAAUUUAAUUGUUUUAAAAUCUGUCAUUUUAACUGCUGUCAAGUCAAGUAAAUAUUUGCUAGAGGAAGUCAUUUUAGUUAUCUGGACAUUUUCCACGAUCCUCUGCUGGCAUGCUGGACUGAUCAAGGUCGCACUGGUAAAUUAUUAAUAUAAUUAUUCAGCAAGCAGGCAUCUUAAUUCAAAACAGUUUAUCAGGGAAUUUUUACGGCAGGCAUUUCCUGCUUAGCAUUCAGCUGGGCACCGGCGGCUUUGCUCACGCAGCCAACCUACCUCACCUCUCUCCUGGUCCACGUCCACGUCUCACCCUCACGUGCGAUUUUGGAGCACUACACGGGCCUCCCGGUGUCAGCUGACAUCAGCAUCGUGAGGUUCCCCGUGAGGCGAGAAUGUUACUGGCAUGUGGAGAUGCUCAGGUGUGGGGUAGCCUACAGUUUGUUGGGCGGGGGGGGGGGGAG